UCCAGCAAGGGCUGGCCGGCUUCUGCCCUCGGCGGAACCCCUCGCAGGGCACCUUCCUGGGGCUCCUGUGAACUGCUUCGGGGCAGAGCAGGAAGGAUGGUGUGGUGGUAGUGGUGUCAGUUCUGUCCAGAUGGCAACUGCGGCUGAACCGCGACACUCUCCUUGUAGCGGUGGAGAUAAAGCCGGCCACUCCAGACUCUAAUCCGAGCGUGCAAGAGGGGAGGAACUGGCGCUUCUUCAGUGGAGCCACAUUCCUGGUCUCAGGGGACCCCAAAACGGAUUUCUACAAACGUCGGUGGGACUUGGCCAGACCCGCGCGGAGGAAGGUGGGCGCAGCCCAGUCCUAACUCAGAAACACCAGCAGAAGCGCUGAGCAGAGGCAGGUAGGCUUUCUGUCGCCGGCCAGGUGGGCUUCUUGGGCUCCAGAGGCGCAGGGGAACGGGUGCUAGGGGGCAGCGCCGGGGCCCUUUGCGGCCCGCCACCCCCUCCCCCUUCCCUGCGGGCUUUUGCGCACGACGCACCGUUUCACACGGGGUAGAGGGGCCCGGAUAAAGCCAGCGGGCGCUAGGCGCGGCGGCAGGCGUUGUGGGGGCGACAGCGGUGGCGGGACGACCCUUCGGCUUCCCUCGCGCGACCCAGGCGGGAGCGGACUCGCGGCGGAGCCUGCGGGCGAGGGGCGCACGCGGCGGGGCGGCGGGAGCGGCAAGCCGGGCCCUCCAGGCAGGUGAGUGCGCGCCCCGGGGCCGUCCCGCGCGCAGCUUCCAAGGCGCACGCGGCUGGGCGCGCGGGGCCGCAUGGAGGCCACCGAGAAGCUGCAUCUGCUGAACGCCAGGCUGGGAGCCAGGCCCUGGGAGGGAUGAAGGAGGAGGGAGCACCUGGGGCCGAGACUCCUGGACUGGUCAUUCCUCAGCACCCCCUGCAAACAGGGGCUUCUGGUCACUCCUCCGAGAGUCUGUCGAGCUUAGAGUAUUGUUAGCACUUCUUCCAAAUGGGCACCUGGGAACUCCAAGGCCCCAAAGAGAGGUCUUACAGAUCUCUGUGGCAGAAUGGGGCUAGCUGGAUCCCUCUGUCCUCACCUGGCAUGGACUUGCAGCCCAUUGAGCUGGCUGCCAAGAGCAACCAUUAUUGUCAUGCCCAGAAGGGCCCUGACAGUCCCUGGGACCCCAAGAAGAAGCAGGCCUGGCGCCAGCUCUGUGUGGCCGCUGCCUUCUGCCUGUUGUUCAUGAUUGGGGAAGUCAUUGGUGGGUACCUAGCUCAUAGCCUGGCGAUCAUGACAGAUGCAGCCCACCUGCUUACUGACUUUGCCAGCAUGCUCAUCAGCCUCUUCUCCCUCUGGAUGUCCUCCCGGCCAGCCACCAAGACCAUGAAUUUCGGCUGGCAGCGAGCUGAGAUCCUGGGCGCCCUGCUCUCUGUGCUGUCCAUCUGGGUCGUGACUGGGGUACUGGUGUACCUGGCGGUCGAACGGCUGAUCUCCGGGAACUAUGAGAUCGUGGGGGGCACCAUGCUGAUCACCUCAGGCUGUGCUGUGGUCGUGAACAUCAUAAUGGGGUUUAUCCUUCACCAGUCCGGCCAUGGCCACGGGCACAGCCACGGCCAUGGGCAUGGCCAUGACCAUGGGCACAGUGACAACGCCAGCCAGCAUCAGGAGAAUCCCAGCGUCCGAGCUGCCUUUAUCCAUGUGAUUGGAGACUUUUUGCAGAGCUUGGGCGUUUUGGUGGCUGCCUACAUUUUAUACUUCAAGCCCGAGUACAAGUAUAUAGACCCCAUCUGCACCUUCCUCUUCUCUGUCCUCGUCCUGGGGACAACGUUGACCAUCCUGAGAGAUGUGAUCCUGGUGCUGAUGGAAGGGACCCCCAAGGGCGUGGACUUCACAGCCGUGCGGGAUCUGCUGCUGUCGGUGGAGGGGGUGGAAGCCUUGCACAACCUGCAUAUCUGGGCGCUGACCGUGGCCCAGCCUGUCCUGUCUGUGCACAUUGCCAUCGCUCGGAACACAGAUGCCCAGGCUGUGCUGAAGGCAGCCAGUGCCUGCCUGCAGGGGAAGUUCCACUUCCACACUGUGACCAUCCAGAUCGAGGACUACUCGGAGGACAUGAAGGACUGUCAGUCAUGCCAGGGCCCCUCGGCCUGACCGCCUGGCCAGGCACCACCUGGAGCAUGGACAGGCCUGCAGAUGGCUGGACAGAGUGUCCCCCAGGCUGAGCCAGGACUCCGCCUAGCCUGACUGUUAUAAACCGGGUGCCUCUCCUGAUCGCCACUCCACGUUCAGGGUGGAGGAGCCUUGUCCCGCUCCAGGAAUGGGCUCUUCCUCUGCCUCCCGUAACUGCCUACUGCCAGCCCCAGGAUGGGAACUCAGCAGCUGUAGAACUAGUGUGACCCGGCACCCUCAGCUCCUGGCGGGGCAGAGUCUGGGCCGCAUCCUCAGCCCAUGCUGGCCUACCAGCAGCCUCUGGAAAGGCAGUGAAGCAUAGUGAGGGGUCACCUACCCGCCUCAUUUCCCAUUUUCAGUCUGCCUGGCCUUUGCCUUGGGAACCUGUAAGGAAGCUCUGGAACAAAGCCCCUUCCCUGUGCCUCUAGCAAUACGGCUUAAGGAGGCCAGUGGGGGGUUGGGGAGCUGGGAGGACCCUACACAGCUAUACAGGUCACCCCCGCCCACCCCUGUCCCCGAAAUGAGGAGCCAGAGGGCAUCUAAGGCUGACCUGUGCCUGAGUCACUUCAGCUGUGAGCUAAAUCUUUCUUUUCCUGGACGGAGGGGGCUUCCAAGUUUGUAAGGACCUGCUGGUCCUCUUGCCUCAUUCUCCCAGUCCAGGAAGCUCUGCCAACACCAAGGUGACAGGACGAGUGGGGGUGGGCAGAGAUUUCAGCUUAGGUCCCAAUUUAACAGCUGCACAGCCCCUGAGGCUACUUCUCUUACCCAGAUAGUGGCCGGGGGUGGGGGGUGGGGGUCAAGGAGCCUGACAUCCAAUAUGGUUAGACCAGCUCUGUUGCUAGUACGGCCUAGCCUGCUCAGAACUUGAGGAUGGAGGACAAAGAGGGUACGACCAGGACAGGAGGCCCUGGCUUCCUGGGGUGCAUGUGAAGAUUCCUGAAUUAGGGGGUGGCUUGUAUUUACAAGAUGGUGAAGGUGGGGGUAACCUGCCCCCCCGUCUCACAGAGGCGGCAGCAUGCCCAGUCAUCGGGUGGCCCUGAUCUAGUAGUCUCUGCCCUCAGGCAAGUCAGAGCCGCUCUCAUCUGUGGACUGAGAACCUUGACACCUACCUCACAGGGUUGUUGUGAGGGCUGGAGCCAAAGUCCGCUAAGCACCUG
Molecule: messenger RNA, 3303 nt
Organism: Phacochoerus africanus (Common warthog)
Lineage: Eukaryota; Metazoa; Chordata; Mammalia; Artiodactyla; Suidae
Gene: SLC30A2
Product: solute carrier family 30 member 2
Exons: 10
Coding region: 989-2128 (379 amino acids)
Biological process (GO): zinc ion transmembrane transport; response to zinc ion
Cellular component (GO): plasma membrane
Molecular function (GO): zinc ion transmembrane transporter activity
Source: RefSeq, a predicted model, not a curated record